UUUGUGUUCCAACUACGUAGAUACUGUAAAGGAAUCUAAAGUACAAACUUAGCACACGGCCGACACAGGAAGUGAUGGGGGCUUUACACCACGCUCAGUCUCGCCACCAUUUCCCUCACAUUACCCUUUGAGAAAGCAUUCACUUCCCUGUUUUGGCUGAGUGCUCAGAUAAAUCGCUGUGCUGCUUCAUAAACCUGUUGGCGCAAGCUUGUCAAGAUGUUUGUGUGAUUUCUGUGAUUUCCAACUCAUGUGGGCUAAUGAGUGAUUACUUCUACAUAAUGAGCAAAACAAGAAGUACUGAUGGAAGUGUGUUCUAUAAAACAACAGAACAAUGGAAAAAGGAGUUUUAGAAUGAAUCUGGGCCUAAACCUGUCCAACAUGUCUGUGGAGUCAGGGCUGGAGCAGGGGCCGGUGGAGUACCGCAUCUCAGGCCUGAUCUUCUACAGCUUUGUCUUCAUCAUAGGAGUCAUAGUCAAUGUCACCGCUUUAUGGGUGUUUGCCCUCACCACCAAGAAGAGGAACUCUGUCACCGUCUACAUGAUAAACGUGGCGUUGGUGGACCUCACCUUCAUCCUGCUGCUCCCCUUCAGAAUGGUUUACCACCACCAGGACUACUGGCCCUUUGGAGAUAUUUUCUGCAGAAUCAGUGCAGCUCUCACAAUCUUCUACCCCUGCAUGGCUCUGUGGCUGUUUGCUCUGAUCAGUGCUGACCGCUACAUGGCCAUCGUCCAGCCAAAGCACGGCAAAGAGCUGAGGAAUGUCCCAAAGGCUGUGGUGGCGAGUCUUGGGGUGUGGCUUAUGACUCUGGGCUCCACUGUGCCCCUUCUCUUCUCUGACGAGGACCCCGAUCGCAUCUCUAACUACACCACCUGCAUCAAGAUGCAAGACAUCAUCUACAUGCGCCACGACAACCCCGUCAACUUCGUGCGACUCAUCUUCUACUUCCUGGUUCCCAUUUGUAUAAUGAUUGGCUGCUAUAUUGUCAUUGUGGAUAAUCUGAUCCACGGACGCACCUCCAAACUCAAGCCAAAAGUGAAGCAGAAGUCUAUCCGGAUUAUCAUCACACUGAUCAUCCAAGUGUUGGUGUGUUUUGUGCCUUUCCACGUGUGUCUGGUGCUCCGUUUGCUGGGGGAUGGCGAAGAUGGGGGGUUUAGCACAUGGGCCGUCUUCACCACAUUCCUGAUGAACCUGAGCACCGUGUUAGAUAUCAUACUGUACUACAUUGUCUCCAAGCAGUUCCAGGACAGGGUGAUCAGUGUGAUUCUGUACAGGAACUAUCUGCGAAGUGUGAGACGGAAGAGCAGGCACACACAAACAGGCAGCGUCCGAUCAAUGAGCAACCUGACUAGCGCGAUGAUAUGAAGCAACCAUCAAACUUUCAUGUCAAACAGCACGCUGUUAUAUACUGUGCACGCUUUGGCACAAUGUAACACUGAAUGCAUCACUGUGUACAUGGUUCAUUAUCAGAAGGAUCAAAACUUGCAAUUAAUUUCCAAGGUGUAAUUUACACUCACAGUAUGGGAGUACUGCUGUUGUGGCAAAAACAUCUGUGUUCAGAGCUGAUUGACUCACCCAUGAGACUUGAGAUGUUUUCUGUGCAUCUUUGCUCUGGCAGGCAACGCACGGGUAUCUGUGGCUCAGGUGUAAUACAUGCAGGCGUAAAUAAAGCUCAUAGUCAUUAAAAACAUAGCCCACAGUAUCUUAGUGUUUGCUUUAGUAUUAUGAAUAAACACUGAAACUCUUCUCGGCCUUGUCACUACGUCAACCAACAUCUAUAAAAGGCCUGACUGCCUCCGCGGGAGGAAAACCUACAGGAAACAAUGGUGGGUUCUUAAAGGUUGCUGCUUUUGGUUGGUUGCUGCAGCAUAUUUGCAACUUCACCUCUGUAGCACCUCAGUUACGCAUAAUGGCUUAAAUAUAACUGUCAGUGCUGCAUGAUGUCAUGCACACGAGGUGCAAAUAAACUACGUUUGUUUGUGACUGGUGUCACUUCACAAUUUUAUAUUUUUUGAGUUUAAGCCCAACCACUUGAUACAGCACAUAGUUAUAACACAAGCAUUUUGAAUGGUGCUGUAAAUGUAUUGACCAGGUGAGGGCAGCAUGGCACAGCUAGAUCCCAUCUACCUGCCAGAGCAAGACAAACAGUGCUUUCUUUACUUCUAAAAUAAAUAGUGCAAGGUUUUUGAUUCUCCGAGUUGUUUAUACUAUUUUGCAUCUGCAUUUUAUCACAUUUCAGCUGGCUUAAUAAAAUCAAACAUUUUUAUUCUGCUUUUAUUCUGUGAAAUAACCAUUCCACCUCACCACAGAGAAGUUGUUAACUACCAGUUGUAACAGCUUCCUCAAACACGAAUCAGACUAAAGUGUGUUCAUGGUGCAAUGCGAAUCGUAUUGAUUAGAUGUUAAAUGAUUCAGUCACUUAAAGUGCAUUUACAGUAACAUCCUCAAGAGAUGUCAGGGAGGCUAUUUACUAGAUUUAAAGCAACCUUAACCUUAAAAGAAAAAAAUGUUUCUGUACAGGGAUACUUUAAUGUCAGGUCUCUGCUGUGAGUAUAAGCACCACGAUGCAAGACCCUGCAAUUUAUCCACAACGUAUUCCUCAAAUGACAGACGAAUGAAGUGAUGAGAUAGAAGCUAGUGAAUGUGUGACAGUUCUAUCUCUAUGAAGACUGUUUAAUUUAAAUGAAGGAAAAAAAACUCAGAUUUGAAUUUGACGGUUUUGAUAGGUGUCCUGCACAAACAUCAACCGAGCUAAGAAUUGAUCUGGUGUUGCCAUUUACUAAAAUAAUCAAGUUAGCAUGUCUGUCACACCUACACAGUCCUAACCGGAUUAGACAGUGAGUUAGUGUAGCUGAGUAACUAUGUAGUGUCUCAUGCAAUUAGACAGUCAAGACACCCCGUGGUGUAACCAGAUGUACCACAGCAAUUCUGAGAAUGGUUAUUGUAUGGAUGAUCAAUUGCAAAGAAAACUAAAGGAACUAUGUACUAUGUACUGUGCAAUAUUCUGGUUGUAUUAAUGUUCUCACAUCUUCACAAGCAAGCCCAGUUACAUUACAUGAGCUGAGGGAGUGUGGUAGAAGGAUAAACUGCACUGGGAGUCCAUAUGGUUCUUAGUUGGUUUGCACGGUGUUCAUAGGUCAAGAACUGGACAGACUGUAGGACAUAGAUGGGCAAGAUUUACACGGUUUUAAUAAGAGGAGGCAGACUACAAGAUUUCCAUCUCACAUGGAAUUCUGGGAACUGCAGUUCAUCACAUGAUGAUAGGUUUAUUGGCCGGUGGACUACAUGUGGAUUUAUAACCAAGAAGUCAAAGGUCAAAUGAAACAUCAGAGAGUCGUCUAUCUGUCCCACCUGUUAGACAUCAAAGAAAAACCAGCCACGCUGCUCACAGCAACUGGCAUUUAAAACAAUUAAGUUUCCUGUCAAGUCCCUGUGAUGAAUUAUCCGGAAGCUUUACCCGCUGUAAUUCUAAAUCUUCCCAACAAGUGCCUUUGUUGUAGAGAAAUUAAUGAAAACAAGAUUGUCUUUCAUAGGAGCUGAUCUAACAGCGCGACAGCCAGCUGCUCUUCUUUGGGAAUAAAAACAGUCAGCAUUAAACACAGCUCACACAAAAUACUUUUUUUUUUUUUUCUACCACUCGUGUGGAAAACAAAUCAGGCGGCGAGCGCAGUGGCCAUCUGUUUUGUUAUUUGAUAUGUGUGAAUACAUGUUGUAAUGACUUUGUUUGUGAAUCACUCUGCGCGGCAGAACACACGAGAGCUCUCGAAGUGCUGGAGUGUUCAAAGCUAAUCAUAUAAUUGGACACAAUAGUCGAUGACAAAUGGAGACGCUUGGAGCCAGCCAGCUGGGGAAGUGAAUAUGUAAUCAUUGUAAAAUCAUAUCAUUUUUGCAUAUUUGAAGACAGCUUAAUAGAGUUUGCGUGUCAGCACACUAUCAAAUGAUGAUCAGAGACAGUGUUGCUGUAUUUGUUUUUCUAAAUAGUGCUUUGUUGGACUUUAUCGCAAUUAAAAACGUUUCUCUGGA
Dicentrarchus labrax (European seabass) is the source of this 4020-nucleotide messenger RNA. It is a transcript of the gene gpr18, whose product is annotated as G protein-coupled receptor 18. Gene Ontology annotation, biological process: positive regulation of Rho protein signal transduction; phospholipase C-activating G protein-coupled receptor signaling pathway. Lineage: Eukaryota; Metazoa; Chordata; Actinopteri; Moronidae. Gene Ontology annotation, cellular component: membrane. The record is from RefSeq and is a predicted model, not a curated record. Gene Ontology annotation, molecular function: G protein-coupled receptor activity. Bases 301 to 1362 code for a protein of 353 amino acids. The transcript has 4 exons.